Molecule: messenger RNA, 4759 nt
Organism: Rhineura floridana
Lineage: Eukaryota; Metazoa; Chordata; Lepidosauria; Squamata; Rhineuridae
Gene: SH2D3C
Product: SH2 domain containing 3C
Exons: 13
Coding region: 342-3086 (914 amino acids)
Biological process (GO): small GTPase-mediated signal transduction; positive regulation of peptidyl-serine phosphorylation
Molecular function (GO): phosphotyrosine residue binding; guanyl-nucleotide exchange factor activity
Source: RefSeq, a predicted model, not a curated record
ACCAUGGUGUGUGGGGCUGAUGGGAAUUGGAGUCCCAACGUCUGAAGGGCACCAAGUUGGCUUCCUCUGCAUCCAGCCGCACAAAAGCCAAAGGUCUAAGAAAAAGUGCAUGCUGUUGUUAUGAACAAUAACAGACCCUGCAAGACAAAUGCAGUAUAAGCUGAAAUCAAUAGUUCUUCAGGUUCAAAGGCUUUGGCAGCUUGAGCAGCAUUCCUUGGACGUUCACCAUCCGCCGUGUCUCCGCCGCCCCCAAUGGCUUCCUGGCACCCACCUUUGAAAGCACGCAGGACGACUUAAACGCUGUGCCCAAAAGCCCGUCCCCAUAUGCUCGGUCAUGUGAUAUGUACAGCCACAUGGGGACCAUGCCUAGGGGCCAUUCUGGACAGUCGAGGGGAAAGGCCAAAGACAAAGGGGCACCCAAAGGGGGGGCUCAGGAGGCAGAGUCACCAACCGCCCCGGGGCCCAGUUUGACAGCCGUGGCACCUGUCCCCCCAAAAGACACUUCUUUGGAAGGUGGGGGAGCAGAGCACAAGGAGAAGACAAAGUUGUUCUCAUCCAAAGCCAAGCACAGCCAGGCCCGCUCCCAAGCUGUGAGGGCCGUCGUCGUGAUCAGCACCUCCAAGUGUUUUCCGGAGCCCAGGCAGACUUCUGAGGGACCCCAAGAGAAAACAAAGAGGAAUAAGCAGGACUCUCCCCAGGUCCCUGGGAAGCCCGCCUUUGAGGGUGCACAGGACGACUUGAAUACUGGGCCACAAAGCCUGCCCCCGUAUGCCCGGUCGUGUGAUAUGUACAGCCACACAGGGACUUUGCCGAGAACCGGCUCUGGGCGGUCAAGAAGACAGCCCAAAGAGGAACCCAGGAGGUCUAAGCAGGAGUUUGUGCAGGCCCCUGGAAAAGCCGCUGAGGAACAUGCCGAUACGCAAGCCCCCAAAGAACCCAUUUUGUCCAAAGAGCAAGCUACUAGAGAGAGACCCCCUCAGGAACAUUUAGAUAAGAGACACCAAGAUGGCCUAGAAUCCUGCAGCGAAUAUGUUAAGUUCUCCAAGGAGAAAUAUAUCCUUGACUCAUCGCCUGAGAAGCUUCACAAGGAGUUGGAAGAGGAGUUCAAGCUCAGCAGCACAGACCUCCGCAGCCACGCCUGGUAUCACGGGCGCAUCCCCCGGGAGGUGUCUGAGAGUCUAGUACAGAGAAACGGGGACUUUUUAAUACGUGACUCGCUCACCAGCUUAGGGGAUUAUGUGCUCACGUGCCGUUGGCGGAACGAGCCCCUCCAUUUCAAGAUCAAUAAGGUGAUGGUAAAGUCCGGCGAAGGCCGCACUCACGUCCAGUACCUCUUUGAGCAAGAGAGUUUUGACAAUGUGCCAGCCUUGGUGCGCUUCUAUGUGGGAAACCGCAAGCCCAUCUCAGAGCACAGUGGCGCCAUCUUCUAUUGCCCCAUCAACCGCACCUUUCCUCUGCGCUACCUGGAGGCCAGCUAUGGACUAGCCAAUGGGAGACAUGGCAGCUCACACAGCCACUCCAGCCAGAAAGGGGGACACAUCAAACGAAGGAGCAUCACCAUGACUGACGGAUUGACAGCUGACAAGAUCACAAGGGGCGAAGGAUGCCCAACCAGCGUCUCCUUGCCACAUCACCGGGACAUCAUCCGGAACUGCGCAGUCAGUGUGGAUCAAAUCCAAGACCUCCACUCCUCAAUGUCUCCCAUCUCCGAGAGCCCUUCAGCUCCAGCCUACAGCACUGUUACUCGGCUAAAACCACAAGCCGUCAAUGGCGUAACCCCAGCAUCCCCGGUCAUAAGGCGCUCCAGUGAACCACAGCUGUGCCAAGGAAAUGGUAGCAAGGCUGAUCAGUCGGAGAGCACCCACUCUACCCCUUCCCAUGGCUACUCCAGGGCUUCACCUUCUCCCUCAGUCAGCAGCUACAGUGAUCCAGACACAGGACAUUACUGCCAGCUCCAUCCUCCCUCCCCGGUUCAAUGGGACAGGCCAACUGCAGAUGGCAAACAGACCCCAGCCAAAAGCUAUGUUGAGAGGCUAAAAGGGGAUGAGCGCCAGAGAGGGCUUGCUCUGAAUGGCUCUGAGGCUGAGGCUGGGACCAGGAAGAGGCCAGAUCUGGACAGCGGGGGCUUUGUUGUCCCUAUAGUAGAAAGGGCCUCGUCCUUCAACCCUGCUGUCUUCCGCUCACUCCUGAUCCCUCUGGAAAAUAAGCCCCUGGAAAUGGCGGUACUCAAGAAGGUCAAAGAGCUCCUCGCAGAAGUGGAUGCGAAGACCCUUGCCAAACAUAUCACCCAAGUGGAUUGCCUGGUGGCCAGGAUAUUGGGCGUUACCAAGGAGAUGCAGAGGCUCAUGGGAGUGAGCUCAGGGAUGGAGCUGCUCACCCUGCCCCACGGACAUCAACUUCGGCUUGAUUUGCUGGAAAGGUUUCAUACCAUGACCAUAAUGAUUGCCGUGGAUAUUCUGGGCUGCACGGGCAGCAUGGAGGAGAGGGCUUCCCUUCUUCACAAGACCAUCCAGUUGGCUGCUGAGCUGAAGAGUACAAUGGGCAACAUGUUCAGUUUUGCUGCUGUGAUGGAUGCACUUGAAAUGACUCAGAUCUCACGGCUGGAGCAGACCUGGAUGGUUCUACGGCAGCGACACACUGAAGGAGCCAUCCUCUACGAGAAGAAGCUGAAGCCUUUCCUAAAGAGUCUGAACGAAGGCAAAGAAGGCCCUCCCCUGUCGAACACCACCUUCCCUCAUAUUGUGCCCCUCAUCACACUCCUGGAACGGGACACAGCACUGCUGGAAAACCCGGAGCCCUGGGAAGACUUGGACAAUGGUGUGGAGGUAGUCAUGGCCCACCUGGAGGCUGCACGAAUGGUGGCUCAUCAUGGGGGGCUCUACCACACCAAUGCAGAGAUGAAACUGCAGGGAUUCCAGCCUCAACCAGAGCUACUUGAGGUCUUCAGCACAGAGUUCCAGCUGCGCCUUCUGUGGGGCAGCCGAGGUGCUGAGAGCAGCCAGACGGAGCGCUACGAGAAGUUUAACAAGGUUCUCACAGCAUUGUCCCACAAACUGGAGCCGGCAGUGCGAUCUAGCGAACUGUAACCCAACAAUGUGGACUCUGAGAAAGAACAGCAAGGGAAGAGUAGGGCCCUGAAAACUGCCUGCACCUUUCUUUCUACAUCAGCCCUGGCAGGAUGUUGAGGAAUGUGUUUCAGGCUGGCAUGGGGGAGCCCCAAGGUGGCAAUUUCUGUCGGUAAAGGCAUCCAAGAACAAAGCAGCCAAGCCAGAUGUUGGCUAUAGUAAAAGGUCUUUCUCUGCAUGAGUUCUGACAAUCAACGCACAGACGAUAUAGCAGUGAGUUCCCCCUUUUAAAAGCUGACAGUGGUAGAGCUCCUCCUAGCUAUCACUGCUAGCCUUGCAAGCAGUAUAUGGAGAUGCAUUGCUCAAGUUGGUUAACAGCAACUUUUGAGGAUUUGCAUUUCAGGCCUUAUAGCAUGGCUGGUGCAAAAACUCAUGCAGAAAUCUUUUCCUCGUGCUGUUAGGCAUAAUCUGCAAUGGCCAGUCUCUUUAUCAACUCUUGUAAGAGUAUUUUGUUUUGUCCGUCAAAAUUCCCAAGAGCAAAAAAAGGCCUUUUUGCCGUCUCCAGUAACUGCUAGCAUAGUUUUGAACUUUUUCAGCUGUUCCUGAGUCGAAGAUGCUGAGCACAGGCCUUCUGUAGUGCCACAAACUCCCAGGUAUUUAUAACUUGGUAAAGUAGCUAAUGAGGUAAUUGUAAGAGGUCUGGCUUAGGUCUUAAUUACUCAUGAUGGGGAUCACGUAGCUGCUGUUGACCCACAUCCACUCCAGCACUCCCCAAUAACAUUUGGUAAAAGUAACUAGUGAUGCCAUGUCAUUACACUCAGAUUCCCCUUAUUAUAUAGAUGGGUCCCCACUCAUGCCUCUCUCCCCCAAGGGUUAUACCAUGCCUGAGUCUCCAUCUCUACCCUUGCAGUUACAAAGAAAAGAUGAUCUUCUGCUUCAGGGUGUUUGAUAUUUGUUUUGUUUUAGGACUUUUCUGCUUGUAAAUAAUAAGAUCCACAUUGGGGUGUGUGUGUAUAUAUAUAAAUAUAUAUAUAUAUAUGUAUAUGUAUUCAAAAGGGACAUUUUCUGUAAAUAAUUAUUCAGCUCUUUUUUUGUCUUGUAAAUUAUGUACAUAUACCAUGGAGUGUCUUGAUUCUUGCAUACAAUAAAUGUUUAUGCUUUCUUUCUUCAAGAAAUGCUCUUUGGUAGAUCUUUCAAAUGUAGUGGUUACAGUGUUAUAGCAGGACCAAGUUCAGAUCUUCACUUAGCCACAAAGCUUACUGGGUGACCUUGGGCCAGUCACAAUUAUCUCAGUUAACCUGCUUCACAGGGUUGUUGCAAGGAUAAACUCGUAGGGGGGACAAUGUAAGAUACCUUGAAUGGGAUAUAAUGUAAUUAAUGACGGUGCAACCCAAACCCCCUUCGCGGUGUGCUGGGGUUGGAUAGGCAGAGUUGGCCUUCUGCCUAGCCCUGCCUGGCUCCUUCAGCUCCCACUGACUGGUGCGGAGCUUUCCCUUCUGCCCACCGAAUGUGCAGCAGCCAGCAGAAAUCCCCCAAAUGGGGCUUUCUGGUGGUGGGGAGGAGCUGGCGCAUCCUGAGUCAUCCCUGUGGCCAUCAUGCUCCUGGCUGGCCAAUGAUCUGCCUGCCUCCUCAUCUGCUGCCCCAACAGCCAUGAGUAUCCGGCGAUGCCUCUCCCCACCAUGGCCAAGAUCUUU